UCUGUUUGAGGGUAUGACUUGCCAAGCGUUUACUUCAUCUGACACCUUUGUACCCUUGAAUUCUGACUCUUCUCCUUCUCUGCCUCUGAUAAUGCAUCACAGCGCUGCAGAAUGCCUACCAGUUUCUAACCAUGCGACCAAUGUUGUGUCUACAGUCCCGUCUGUUUUGUCUUUGAUCCAAACUCCUAAAUGCUCCCAUGUCCACUUUGCCAUGACGACUUUGGGAAACACAUCGGCAGGCCUUCAUUACUCUGUGCCUUCCUGUCAUUAUGGAAAUCAACCAUCUACCUAUGGGGUGAUGGCAGGCAUCAAGCCUGCAACUCCAGAGAUGCUGUCGGCAAGUCUCUCCCAGAGUCGCAUCUUACAGACAUGCAGCAUGCCCCAUCCCAAUGUAGUAAAUGGUGUCAGCACUUUACAAAGCAACCUGACCCCUUGCCUUUAUAAAUUCCCUGAGCAUGCUCUGAGUGCUGGUUCCUGUGCUCUGGGCCAUGGCUUCACAUCCAUGCACCAGUCUGUUCUUGGAGAUGAUCCCACAGCCUCCGACUUCAAGCAGGAAUUCCGCAGGAAAAACAAGUCUGUUGAAGAGCCAAUAGACAUGGAUUCCCCUGAAAUCAGGGAACUGGAGAAAUUUGCCAAUGAAUUCAAACUGCGGAGAAUUAAGCUGGGCUAUACACAAACUAAUGUUGGAGAAGCACUGGCUGCUGUACAUGGCUCUGAAUUUAGCCAAACUACUAUUUGCCGGUUUGAAAACUUGCAGUUGAGUUUCAAGAAUGCAUGCAAACUGAAAUCAAUCCUGUCCAAGUGGCUGGAGGAAGCAGAACAAGUAGGAGCUUUAUACAAUGAAAAAGUUGGAGUGAAUGAGCGGAAGAGAAAGCGCAGAACCACCAUAAGUAUUGCUGCCAAAGAAGCCCUAGAGAGGCACUUUGGAGAACAAAAUAAGCCGUCUUCUCAGGAAAUUAUGAGGAUGGCUGAGGGGCUCAAUCUUGAGAAAGAAGUUGUGAGAGUUUGGUUUUGCAACAGAAGACAAAGAGAAAAAAGAGUGAAGACAAGUUUACAUCAGAACACCUUUAGUUCUAUUAUCAAGGAACAUCAUGAAUGUCGGUAAAGCUUUCUCAUGCAUAGUUGUGGAUUUCCAUUUUGCUUUUCUGUAUACUUUUUUAAGUACUUUGUUGCUUUAAAAAAAAAUCAGUAAACCACUUGUUUUCUUUACAAGCUAGCCAGAUUCAGAUACAGUAUAUUGUGGAAGACUUGAUUUUAAUGUAAAAGAUGGGAAACAAAUUAAAUGCUACUGCAUAUAUUGGAAGAGUUGGAGGCCACUGCUUAACUGCAAGGAACUUAUUAUGCAUUACUCAACUAGAAAUGUUUUACAAGUUGCAAAAGUAGUAUCCCUGUGCUAUGCCUUUCUUGCAUGUGUGGUACAUUUAAUGAUUAAUGGAGAAUUCCAUGUAGUUUAACCUAAACGUCAGGAAACAAAUCUUUUGUGUUAUAUAUGAAGGAAGGUUACCAAGGUUGGUAUCAGUGGCUAUAGUUUUGAGAGAAUUUUGCCUCUGCAUGCUCAUGUAUGUGCUAUAUCCCCCCUCCCCCAUGCUAGCUAGCUAACUUUUGUAAGAUUGUAAGCCAUUAGGCACAUUGCAGGGGCCUGUCUCCAGCAGCAAACUUGGAGCUCACUAAGUUGAGCCUCAGUGAGAAAUUAGAACUUUGAGGAACAGGAGAAGGUAAAUAAGUAACAUCAAACUAGCAGUGGCGACAUUGCUGAAAAUCUAGUUAUGGCCAAGGGUGGAAUAUACUCACAGGAUCUUGUGGGAAUGUUGUCAUGAGACUCCAGAGAGCCAGGAGGGCGGGCAGAGGAACGCUAACCGAUGACUGAAGUCUUUCUAAAGAAUGGAUAGCUACUGACUUGAAACAGAUGUAUACCUCUGAGUAAAGCAUUUUAGGUAAUAAUUUUGUUGUAUAUAUUCAGAAUGAAGACAUUAGAGAUGUGUCAUAAUUGCUGUCUUAUUAUUUAUGGUAGAAUAAGCUUACCACCACCGAAGUGUCAACACAGUUCCUAAUUUGUGCUGUGUCUCAAUAUACCGCUUGACUGCCUUAAAUAGACACCAAGUAGAAGUGACAUUCCUUUUAUUCUAGUUACCAAAGGCAAUUGUUCUUAAUUUAUUAUAUGUCUUAAGGUUUGAUUUGGAUAGGUUUAGCUAUAAAAAUUAGGAUACAAUUUACCAUGUGUUAGCCUAAAAUUCAGUGAUUUGAAGCAAAAACCUAGAGAUUUAUCAGGAUUUUUCUUACUUAGGGCUUUCUCUGUGCUGUAUUUUUCCUGAUUAAAUCCAUGUGUGGACACACUUAUACCAAAGAUAGAGUGUAUUAAGCUACAAAAAGAAGGCCCUUGUGCUCUGAAAUAAGUAUCCACACAAAGAACUUGUUGCACUGUGAACUCCCACUCUCUUACAACCCACUAACUAAAAAUAAUCCCUUAUUUUCCACCUAGCCUAGAGAAAAAAACAGGCAAAAAACAGUGCCAGAGCUCCACCUUUCAGAAAGACAGACAUUGAGGAACUAGAUUAAUGACUUUAGUACUCACCAGGGAUAGAUUACCAAGCCAUUACAUCAGCCCUGCUCAUUGUUAUUAAAAUAUCCCAUUACCAUAUAUGUAUUUUAGACUGUUUUACUAGGACUGAAAUUAAGAGAGUACAUAGAAUGGUAAUCACCAGAUAAAUUUUAUUUUUCCAUAAAACAGACCUGAUGAUUUAGAAAAUGUCUAGCUAAUAGGCCCACAGAAAGCCAAGUGGUGUUAUGUUCAAGAUUGCUUUUAAACAGUGUGUGCAAGUUGAGUGUUCUCACUCUAGUGUAUGUUAAAUUAUCUCUGACAGCUAUUAUAGUGACCACAGGCAUAUUCAGCUAUGGCAGCUGGGCUCCUGGAUUAAGAAAAUACAUUGUUAUGGCUGAAUUGCAUUGUUAUAGCCCCUUAAUUUAGAAGAAGUCUUCAAUUUAAUAAUUCAAAGGGGAGAAAUUAUGCUAUGUGUGCUCUUCAAACUGUUCUCGUCACUAGCAUAGCUCGUUAGAGCAGAGUAAGACUAAGCAUUAGACUUCACCAGUCACAUGCUGUAUUGACAGAUUAUGAACUUUUCAAAAGGAUGAAAGAUAAAUAGUUUAAAAGAUCAACAUUCAAUGAAUGUGGUGACAUGCCUCUGUGUACCUCAUGUUAUGUAAUCUAUUGUUACGUAUGUCAAAACU
Molecule: messenger RNA, 3225 nt
Organism: Dromaius novaehollandiae (emu)
Lineage: Eukaryota; Metazoa; Chordata; Aves; Casuariiformes; Dromaiidae
Gene: POU1F1
Product: POU class 1 homeobox 1
Exons: 7
Coding region: 14-1105 (363 amino acids)
Biological process (GO): regulation of transcription by RNA polymerase II
Molecular function (GO): DNA-binding transcription factor activity, RNA polymerase II-specific; RNA polymerase II cis-regulatory region sequence-specific DNA binding
Source: RefSeq, a predicted model, not a curated record